Molecule: messenger RNA, 1434 nt
Organism: Ectocarpus siliculosus
Lineage: Eukaryota; Phaeophyceae; Ectocarpales; Ectocarpaceae
Source: the annotation of a GenBank genome assembly
CCCGUUGUCACGGCUCAGCUCUGUCUGGGAAGGAUGGAACAUCCCCAGGGCUACGCGCAUGCCCCGGCAGCCCAACCUGCAGCUGCAGGGAAUCCUCCGCAGAACGAGCCACAACAGCCGGUUGUUCGAGUCGUGCUCCAGAAUGUGACGGCGACGGUCAACAUGCGCAUCACCAUCGAUCCCUCUAGCCUGGCGAACAAGAUCAGGCACGCCGAGUACAACCCGAAGAAGCUACCCGCCGUAGUAAUGAGAAUACGAGAGCCGCAGGCUACCGGCCUCUUGUUCUCUUCGGGCAAGGUGGUGAUCACGGGGGCCGCGGGUGUGGAGGCCGCUCGCGAGGCCGCCCAACGAUUCGUCGCCGUCGUGGAGGGCGUAGGACUAAACCCCACGACCAACCCGAACCAGCUGCGCUUCGCGGUGCAAAAUAUGGUGGCUACUUUUGAGGUGGAUGCUCCCAUAAGCCUUGAGCUCAUGGCCUACUGCCAGGCCAGAUGGUGCAUGUACGAGCCGGAGCUCUUUCCAGGGUUGAUCUACCAGACAGCGCACAGAGGGGUUGUGGCGCAUGUUUUCUCGUCCGGCAGGGUGGUGCUGACCGGGGGCAAGCAGGAAGACCAUCUCAAUGAGGCGCUGGUCAGGUUGCUGCCCAUCCUUAAUCAGUACAGACAGCCGGAUGCGUAGCUUGCUACACGGGGUCACGCGAUUCACUUGAAGGGAGGAACGGAUUAAACCACUGGGGGCAAGAGAGGCGAUAUUUCCCGGCGGGAGGUUCAACAGAAACCCGACAAUCGAACGGCGCCUGACGGACAUCUGGUGUACAUACGUAACGGUCGAGGUGGUAAAAGUUUGGCGUUGGCACCAACAUCCUUCUUUUUCCGUGGUUUGGCCGCCUCGGUUUUUCGGCGCCGCCGCUUUCCGCGAGCAUCAACGACCCAAGCAAACCGCAGCAUGCACGAAAGAAGCUAAAGCCUGCGAGAGGGCCGAUGUGAUGACUGCUGAGGCCGGGGGGAGUCAGUUCAAUAGGUCAUAUGGAUUUGGGGCUUUGGUGUGACGUAGACUGCUCGUGUUCACGUCAUGGAGAAUUAGAGGUCGGUCGAUCGAGAGACAGAGAGAUAGGGAGGGAGAGAAAACAUGAGGCGGUUUGAUCGAAUUUUUACGAAGUCGUUUGGUGCCAAAGUCCAGGAAACGGGUGCUUGCAGCAGCUACACUUCCAUCAUUCAAGUUGUCGUGCGCUCUAUCGACAAACCUCGAUACAGGGGGGUGCGCCAUUGUAGCCGUCGCGUCAAGAACCGACUGGCGGAGCUUGGAGGUGUGCCAGGCUGCCGUCGUUUUGGCAUCGGCGGUGUAGGCUUACCCACGACAACUAUGGCGGAUACCCGUACGGAAAUUUGGCGGUUUUAGGCUCAAUUGACUCAUACCGAUUAAUGAAGCGGAAGC